This is a messenger RNA of Drosophila erecta, 1854 nucleotides long. RefSeq lists its product as uncharacterized. The transcript has 3 exons. The record is from RefSeq and is a predicted model, not a curated record. The coding region runs from base 1 to 1854 and encodes 617 amino acids. Lineage: Eukaryota; Metazoa; Arthropoda; Insecta; Diptera; Drosophilidae.
AUGAACACCAGCUCCGAAUCCAAUCCGAGCUCAAGCCUGAGUCAUUCGAUCUACACCAGCUACCUGGAGCACUCGAAGAUCGACAUGCAGGGGGAGGACGCCAAUCUCUAUGUGGCCCGGGCACUCCGGCUGGUCAUCGAGAACGUGCUGGCCCAGCUGAGCACCACCCUGGUGGUGGCCAUUUCCACUCGUCACCUGGGCACAGCACGGUGGUUCGAUUACAUGAUGAACAAUCUGAUGGAUUCGUGGCGAAUGGUCUCGGUGCAGCUGCUGCGCAUCCGACCGGAAAUAGUGGCUCAUCCGGUUCUAGGCAGGAAACACGUCAGCCUGUUGAUGGUGGACUCCUAUCAGGGAUUGCUCGACACCAACAUCACUGCCAGCAAUGCGGACUUCGAUGAACCGGACUACUACUUCAUCUUCCUGCAGGCGCGGGACCACCUCAUUCCCAAGCAGCUCCAGCUGAUCCUGGACCACUGCCUGGCCCACUUUUGGCUGCACUGCAACGUGAUGAUCCAGACCGCCCAGGUGGAGGUGCUGGUGUACACCUAUUAUCCCUACACGGCAGGUGGCUGCCAGGAGGCUCAUCCCGUUCCGGUGAAUGCCUUCGAUGGUCGCAAAUGGAAGGCGUCCCAGAUGUUUCCCGACAAGCUCAGCCAGAUGCACGGCUGUCCACUGACUGUGCUCACCUGGCACCAGCCGCCCUUCGUGGAGUUGGUCUGGGAUCCCAAACACAAUCGCAGCCGUGGCGCUGGCUUCGAGAUCCAGCUGGUGGAGCACCUCGCUCGCCGGAUGAACUUCAGCCUGGAGCUGGUGAAUAUCUCGCUUCUGCGCCCGAACGCCUAUCGCCUGGCGGAGGGCUCCAUCGAAGGACCCAUAGAGCUGCUCCAGCAGCGCAGUGUGAACAUCAGCCUGGGUUACUUCCGCAAGACGGCGCGCCGGAGUCAACUCCUCACUACGCCCAUGUCCUACUACUCGGCCAAUCUGGUGGCCGUCCUCCAGUUGGAGCGCUAUCGCAUCGGCUCGCUUGCGCUGUUGGUAUUUCCCUUCGAUUUGUCCGUUUGGAUGCUCCUGCUGCUGGCAUUGCUGAUUCACCUGGGCAUCCAUCUGCCAUCUGGAGGGCGGGGGAAUCAGGAAGGCGGUGGCGGAGGAUUGCAGGUGGUGGGCCUGCUCUUGGGCGCCGCCUUGGCGCGACUGCCGCGCCCCUGGAGGCAUCGCUUCAUUGCCGCCCACUGGCUGUGGGCCAGUAUACCCCUGAGGAUAUCGUAUCAGUCCCUGCUCUUUCACUUGAUCCGCCUGCAGCUGUACAGCACUCCCUCGUUAUCCCUGGACCAGCUGCUGGCGGAGGGAUUCCAGGGUAUUUGCACUGCGAAUACCCAUCGAUUGCUGCUUGAGAUGCCACAGGUGGCCCGCGAUCCCUAUAGCAUUCAGUCCCUGGACACUCCCUACGAUUGGGACAUUUUGAAUGUACUCACGCGGAACAGCAAUCGCAAAAUAUUCGCCGUGGCCAAUCAGGAUGUCACCCUAUCCUUCCUACACGCCUCCGCACAUCCCGAUGCCCUGCACGUCGUCAAACAGCCCGUGAAUGUGGAAUACGCUGGCAUGUAUAUGCCCAAACACUCGUUUCUAUACGAGAAGGUGGACGAGGACAUUCGGCGGCUGGACGCCAGCGGAUUCAUCCACGCCUGGCGACGCGCAUCCCUGUCAUCCGUCCGUCUGGUGGAGCAGGUGCCGGCGACCAGCCGGCGGUACGUUAACCAUGCCAAGCUCUCCGGCAUCUACAUGGUCAUGGCGGGUCUGUAUCUUCUGGCUGCUCUCGUGUUCGCCGGGGAGCUACUACUUCGCCAGCGGAACUAG